Rhizophagus irregularis DAOM 181602=DAOM 197198 is the source of this 587-nucleotide messenger RNA. RefSeq lists its product as uncharacterized. Gene Ontology annotation, cellular component: proteasome complex; proteasome regulatory particle, lid subcomplex. The record is from RefSeq and is a predicted model, not a curated record. NCBI's taxonomy places the organism in Eukaryota, Fungi, Glomeromycota, Glomeromycetes, Glomerales, Glomeraceae. Gene Ontology annotation, biological process: mRNA export from nucleus; proteasome assembly; double-strand break repair via homologous recombination.
GUAAAAAAAAACCAGCGUUGGAAAAAAAAUUUUCGUAAUGUCUUCAAAUAAUCCGGGUUCCCCAUCAAAAGUAUCACAAGUUGAUAAUAAUACUGGUGAUAAGCAACAGCAACAACAACAACAGGCUCAGCCACAAAAAGAAUCGAUACCACAACUCGGUGCUUUAGAAGAAGACGACGAAUUUGAAGAAUUUAUUGCUGAAGACUGGAAUGAAACAGAAGAAGAUCAAGAAACUCAUUUAUGGGAAGAUAACUGGGAUGAUGAGGAUGUUGAAGACGAUUUCUCUAAACAAUUAAGAGCUGAAAUCACAAAAGAUAGUGGUAAUUCACCAAUGCCUAUGAAAAUUUAAUAAUAAAGUUUAAUAGAGAUAUAUAAAAAUGCUUAAUAGCUUUUUUUUAUAAAUGUUUAAUAAAGCAAUUUUCUAGUUAAUUGAUAUUUCCAUAAUGUCUAAUAUGUACAUUUGCUUCAGAAAGUAAUAUUUAAUUUUGCAUUAUAUAAUAAUACAUUAAAUAUUCCUUUUUUUUUAUUAUUUUAAGAUCAUAUUACAUUGAAUUAUUUUCUUUAAAUAAAAAAAAAAUACUGAUAUA